GCAAAUGUUUUCCAAAUAAAUGGUAAGUAGUAAUGUGCUUUGGUUUCAAUCAAAUAUUAAAAUCAAAUGUUUUUGUAUGUUACUAACAAAUGUUUUUCACUUCCAGACAAAUGUUACUGACAAAAGUUAGAAUUCUACCACCGCAAAUCUGAAAUCUGAUGCGGACCGUGCUUGCGUUCUACUCGUUCCACUCACCAUAAUGCUGAGUCAUCGGUUGUCACGAUUACUCGGCAUUAUCGUGAGUCCGAGUUCGCCACACAGAUCCGUCAGUUUGAAUCACCACGGGCACGCCACGUGCAUUGAACCAAUACCGCGGCCCAUUCAGACGAAAGCAUGCGGUACAGCGUCACUGUCAGCGUGUCAGCGUUUAUUGAGUGUGCCGCACUGAGACACCGCCUAUAACUGCCUGUGGCUCCUUGCGCUGUUGUUUUAAAAGUCGACUUCUCCAUUCUGCUGAGCCCUACUGGUAUUCUGAACAUCGAAUAAAUGCCAUAAACCAUAGAGUUCCAGCGUCAAAGGUGUCAGUCCCUUAUUGAUGCAAUUCUGACGGCAUAUACGAAAUCGGCAUAUCAGACGGUCAGCUGUCAGCACGAACACGAUGCCUUUUUACGGUAAUGAGGAGGGCGAUGUCACUCGUUGGAAUGCGGUUGAGGUUCGCAGCGACGACGGAAUACUGCAGCACGGGGACGUGAUCAACGUGGCGGAGGGUGGUCUGAUCAUCGACUUCCACUGUGCUCAUCAGCGCGCACAGUUUGUCGAAUACAAGCGCACCUUUCACUCUCGAUCUUCGCCACGUUACUCUGAGUCUGAGCGGAACCUGGAGGUGCUACAGCGCCGUUAUCCGGACGGUGCCUGGAUUUGGAAAACUGGACGGAUUCCCACUGUUGGACAAUUUGUCUGCGAAGAUGCACAACUUAUGGAAUUGCAGUUAACUGGGGGCACCGUCAAGCAACUGGUCCCCACCAGCCAGAUACGGGAACCGCCAUCUCAGACGGAUUUGAAGGAGCGCCGCGUGCGGAAGAACGACUUCGUGGUCCGUUGUUGCCGGUUGCCGGGUGGCUACUGGGGCGACAGUUCCCAGUUACUCAAGCAUAUCUUCGAAAACCGACUGAGCCGACGCUACAGUGUUGUGUGUACAUCGCUGCUCAGCCAGACCGUUCUCUAUCUGCAAGAUCGGAACGCCGUUCCGCUGACUUCUGACCAAGCGAAGGAGACGUACUGCUGGGCGAAGAAGGAUGUGGAGGCAGGUCCCUCAGUGGAUAUGGGAACGCGAGCGCUGCAUCGCCAGUGGAAUAGUGCUGCCCAGAAACCGCGAAAGGUUUCUGUCGGUAUGGAAACGAGUCUGCCGCUGCCGGAUAAGCUGCUAGUGGAGACCUUCGGCUCGCUGGACUCCAUCGGGCGUAUUCGUUGUCGGCGUGUCUGCUCGCUGUGGGACAGUAUUCUCAGCGCCGAGGUCAACUUUCCCGAUGUGCGCGUGUCCGGCGGUCAUCCGGAUUUCGGUGUUCUGACGGAUGCCUACCAGGGCAUCUACUGGGCGGCGUCCUGUCUGGUGAAGUGCCUGAGCAGCCGCACCAAGGUCAUCGUGAUCACUGAUGUCUCCAGUGAUCGUUGUUCAGAUUUAGCCACGCUGAUCAACACACUUCUCACCCCGGCCACGAUACCGAUGCUGGUGUUCUACGGCUGUGACUGGUGCUCUGACGACGCGACUGUGGAGUACGUCGUGGGAGGCGUGGUGGAGACGCUCCGGGAGUGUCGGGCAUGCGAGACCGUGGUGUGGAAGAACUGCGACAUGAUCGCCCGCGUUUUAACGGCCCAUGUGGCGCAGCAUUCGUUCCGCGCCCGCUCGGGCGACGAACUGGAGAGGGAACUGUGAGAUCUCUUUGAGACGAACCUCGACGGGACGGAGCCGCUGGAUCCGUCGGUCCUGUGCCAGUCCAUUGCCGAUUGCAUGGCGGGCCGGCCCAGCGGGCUGACGGACAAACAGAUUGUGAAGGCUCUGAACGACUGCCAGAGCAUGGAUCCGCGUCUGCCCACUCCUUACCGCGGUCUUCAGUGGACGACGGAUACGCUGGGUGAUCUGGAUCCGAGUCAGCUGACCCCGUUGACGGUUGCGGCUCUGAGCGAAGGCAUGGAUGCGGAUAGUGAUCCUGAUGAAGACCACGACUAGUACAACUCCACGCGAGGAGGCAAUGAUGCUGCAUAUGGGAACGUAGAUUCGCGAGCCAGCCAAAUUGCUGCCAUGCCGCUUUCGUACAAGGACAUGCCACGAGUCCAUGACAUUUAUCGUAUUUUCUUCUUUUGUUUCUUUGACCGCUCAUGUGACAAUGAAUUUGUUGUACUAGUGUCUGUUUUGCCGGGAUGCCUUCUACAUACCCAGAAUAAUUUCAAGAGUUUAUGUUGUUCACACUAAUUAACAUAAGUGUAAUAUGGU
Paramacrobiotus metropolitanus is the source of this 2431-nucleotide messenger RNA. RefSeq lists its product as uncharacterized. The record is from RefSeq and is a predicted model, not a curated record. Bases 599 to 1873 code for a protein of 424 amino acids. NCBI's taxonomy places the organism in Eukaryota, Metazoa, Tardigrada, Eutardigrada, Parachela, Macrobiotidae. The transcript is spliced from 4 exons.